UAAAUAUUUUAUAAAUGUGGUAUAAUGUUUGACAAUUAAUGGUAUGUUUUGGAUCUAUAUAUUUAUCAUCUUAGGAUGAUCAAAGUGUUAGCGUAGAAAAUAUUUUUGGUACUAGCUAUCAUAAUAUUCUAGCCAGCCAAAAUGGUGCAAAACUAUGAUGAUGAUGAGAGGAUUGAUGAUGUUAAAGAGCAUGUUGAAUCAGGACCAGAUUCUGAUUCAUUCAUAGCUGGGAAAAUCAAGGCAACAUACUACAACAAAAAAGAUGCACCACUAACAAAAACCAAUUUCAAAGUAUUAGUAGAAUUAACAGGAUCUGAAGCAGGGGAAGAUAGACCAGGGGUUGACAUAAUUUUGGUCUUAGAUGUUAGUGGUAGCAUGAAAGGAGAAAAAUUGGAUCACUUAAAAACAGCAACAAAAUUCUUAGUAAAAAAACUUAGUCCAAUUGACCGUCUCUCCGUCAUCAAAUUCUCGAAAGAGGGCAUAAGGUUAUGCCCUCUGCGAGUGAUGACUAGAGAGGCUCGAGAUAAUAUUGAAGAUGUUAUUAAUGAAUUGGAAGCCGGUGGCGGAACCAACAUAACGGCGGGUUUAGAGGAGGCUUUACAAGUGUUGAAUGAUCGAAGAUUCGUUAAGGGACGUGAGGUCGCGGUUAUGCUUAUGUCAGAUGGUAACCCAUAUCCACAUGAAGCGGAUGGGAGUCAAGUUGAUGUUGGAAAUGUGCCUGUUUAUACAUUUGGUUUGGGACAAGAUUAUCACCCUAAGGUGCUACAAAGUAUUGCCAAGAGAAGUAAAGGAGGAACAUUCUCAACAGCAGAUGUUGAAAACACAGAAACAAGCAACUUAAGCAUAGCAUUUGCCCAGUGUUUAGCAGGAUUACUUUCUGUUGUUGUUCAAGAUUUGACGUUGACAAUCACUAAACAAAAAUCACAAAUCAAUGAGGUUUUUGCUGGAACUUACCCUCAAUCAAGGGAUGAUUCUGAAGGUUCUGUUACUAUUUCUUUUGGUAAUCUUUAUAGUAAAGAAGUUCGUAGCAUUUUGGUGGAUCUUGUUCUUGAUGAGGUCAAUAAGCCUAAGGGAACUGAUGUUCUUGAGUUCACAUACUCCUACAAACCACCAGGUGGUGAGAAACCAUAUGAUGCGCCACCGGUGUUUAUCACCGUAAGCCGAACCGGAACACCAUCGGAACAAGAGAACCCAGAGGUACUAACGGAAGAAGCCCGUCAACACACAGCACAAAAAAUGAAACAAGCCCAAGUACUCGCAGAUGACAAGAGAUUCGAUGAUGCCAAACUUACGCUAAACGAAGCAAAAACAAAUCUCGAACGCAACGAACUUGAUCAAUCAAACCCAAAAAUCAAAUCAUUACAAUCAGAAGUAAACCAAUUCUUGAAAUUGAUGGAAUCACCAGAGAUUUACGAAAAACUCGGUCGAGCAUUCGCAUUUGCUGCCGAACUUUCUCAUUCGUUGCAAAGAUUUGCUACGAGAGGUGAUGUGAAUGAGCUAAGAAUCUUCGCAACUGCAUCAAUGGAUCAGUUUUUGGAACAAGUUAAGAAAUAUGAAGUAAAUCCUGAAGAACCUGUUCCUACUCUCGCUGAUGAUUUGAAGGAAAGGAUUGAGAAUGAUUUAAUGAGGGAUGGUGUUUAUGGUGGUGAUGAUCAUGGUUAUGGAAAUGUGCAGAUUGAUGAUGGGAUUGUCCAGUUUUUUAGAGGUGUUCAUGGGUUCUUCAAGUCGUUGUUGAUUAAGGUAGUAAGCUUGUGCAACAACAAUUAAAAUGUUUGAAUGUUUAAGUUUGUUUUUGAGUGUACAUUGAAUUUGAUUUGAGUUUUCAUGUUUAAACUAUUUGUACUAUAAUAAUGUGUUUACAAAUUGUUAAAUGAGACGGUCUCAUGAUGAGAUAAUAUUUAUUGGGCUGGUCGUGAUCAUUUAAAAAAAUUAGGCUAAUUAUAUAGGCCCGUCUCAUACAAGAUGAGUUGUAAUGUGUUUUGUUUUUGGAUUGUAUACUUGUAUGUUAUUGUAUUCAACAAUCUCUUGAAGAUAAAUUUUAUUUGUCAAUUUUAUUGUAUUCUCGAGUAAUUUAAAGUUAAUGAGUAUAAUAAAAUUAACGAAGGGAAUCUUCAUGUCCCUAGU
Molecule: messenger RNA, 2124 nt
Organism: Amaranthus tricolor (Joseph's coat)
Lineage: Eukaryota; Viridiplantae; Streptophyta; Magnoliopsida; Caryophyllales; Amaranthaceae
Product: E3 ubiquitin-protein ligase WAVH1-like
Exons: 4
Coding region: 142-1767 (541 amino acids)
Source: RefSeq, a predicted model, not a curated record